This is a messenger RNA of Ipomoea triloba (trilobed morning glory), 2097 nucleotides long. RefSeq names its product L-type lectin-domain containing receptor kinase IX.1-like. NCBI's taxonomy places the organism in Eukaryota, Viridiplantae, Streptophyta, Magnoliopsida, Solanales, Convolvulaceae. Bases 72 to 2033 code for a protein of 653 amino acids. Gene Ontology annotation, cellular component: plasma membrane. Gene Ontology annotation, molecular function: carbohydrate binding; ATP binding; protein kinase activity. The record is from RefSeq and is a predicted model, not a curated record. Gene Ontology annotation, biological process: protein phosphorylation. The transcript has a single exon.
UAUAAUGAUGAUAUAUAGUAUAAUAGCCUUUCUUGAUCUCUAUUUUACUUGUUAUCGGAUAAGUAAGAGCCAUGGUUGGCUGUUUCUUGCUUCUUUUGUUGUUGAUAAUCCCUCUAGUUCACCCACUGUCCUUCAAUUUUGAUCAGUUCACCCCCUCCAAUGUUCAGAACAUUACGUUUGAGAGAACUUCCGUGGUGAACAACUCAAUCCAGAUAACCCCGAAUCAGCGGAACAGCAUUGGCAGGGCCACAUAUGCCGAGCCGCUGCACCUCUGGGACAAACCCACCGGAAAACUCGCGUCGUUCAACACCCAUUUCGCCUUCGUCAUUGAUUCCAAUGGCAGCGCAAAGUACGGCGACGGUUUCGCGUUCUUCCUGGCGCCGGUUGGGUCCCGGAUUCCUCGUAAUGCCACGAAAGGCGGCGGGUUUGGCCUGGCGAAUGAUGAUGAGCGCUUGAACUCCAGCAAUAAGUUUGUGGCUGUGGAGUUUGAUGUUUAUUUGAAUCAUUAUGAUACUGAGCAGAAACAUGUGGGGAUUGAUGUGGAUUCUCUGCAGUCUGUUGUUACUGCCACGUGGUCUCCGGAUAUUGAGAGAGGGAGGAUAGGGGAGGCUUGGAUUAACUAUGAUCCGAGGUCGAUGAAUCUGAGUGUUGUGUUCAGGAAUCUAGGUUCAUAUAGUCAUGUUUCCUACAUUCUUGAUCUGAGAAAGUACUUGCCAGAAAAGGUCACUUUUGGGUUUUCUGGUGCAACAGGAAGGGAUACAGCAUUGCAGAUGAUCAAUUCAUGGAUUUUCACUUCAGCUCUUGACAUCAGUGAAAAUCAGGGAGCCAGAAAAUCAACAGGGAAGGGACUUGUGAUUGGCCUGGUUGUGGGAGGGUGUUUUGUGAUUGGAGGUUCCAUGGCGUUUUCAUUUUUGGCAUGGAGAAAGAGGAAGAUGAGGGAGGAAUUUGAUGAUGAUAUCUUUGGUAACAUUGGGGAACUUGGAGGGGGAGCCGGGCCGAAAAGGUUUACAUACAGAGAGCUGGCUAGAGCCACAAAUAACUUCUCGCGGCAAGAUAAGCUUGGAGAGGGAGGGUUCGGGAGUGUUUAUAAGGGCUACUUGAAGGAACUCGAUUCGUAUGUUGCUGUGAAGAGGGUGUCAAGGGGAUCCAAGCAAGGGAUCAAGGAAUAUGCAUCAGAAGUGAGGGUUAUCAGCCGGAUAAGGCACAAAAAUCUCGUGCACCUAAUCGGUUGGUGCCAUGAGAACAAAGAUCUUCUACUUGUGUAUGAGUUCUUGUCCAAUGGCAGCUUAGACUCCCAUCUUUACAAAGGGAAAAGUCUAUUGACAUGGCAACUAAGGUACAAGAUUGUUCAAGAUUUAGCAUCUGCGUUACUCUAUCUGCACGAAGAAUGCGAAAAAUGUAUCGUCCAUAGGGACAUAAAGUCCAGCAAUAUCAUGCUGGAUUCAAACUUAAAUGCUAAACUUGGAGACUUUGGAUUAGCUAGGCUGGUUGAUCACGAAAAGGGAUCACGCACAACUGCACUGGCAGGAACCAUGGGCUACAUAGCAAUCGAAUGCGUCACCUCAGGGAAGGCUAGCAAGGAAACAGACAUGUACAGCUUCGGAAUUGUGACAUUAGAGAUAGCCAGUGGGAGAAAACCAAUUGAUCCUACAGCUGAAGAAUGCCAUGUGAACAUUGUUGACUGGGUGUGGAAACUCUAUGGAACUGGACAGCUUCUCGACGCUGCUGAUCCAAAUCUUUCGGGCGAUUUCAAUGGAAGAGAAGUGGAACAGAUGAUGAUUGUCGGGCUAUGGUGUGCUCAUCCGGAUUGCAAUCUCAGGCCAAGUAUUAGGCAAGCCAUCCAAGUGCUCAACUUUGAAGCUCCUCUGCCUGAUCUCCCAGAAACCAUGCCGGUAGCCACAUUUUGGCCUCAACGAAAUGUUCAAUAUUCUUCAUCUUCAUCACACUAUAGCUCUGAUGUUUCUCAGACUAGCCAAACAAAAUCCUUAGUGUCCAGUAGCAACACAGAUUGCUCAUGUUCUUCUGCUGUAUAAUUAAUCUGAAAUUGUGUAUUUCUUUUCUUCAGUUUGACUGCAAACUUCUUCUAGUUACAUGGCA